This is a messenger RNA of Aureobasidium melanogenum CBS 110374, 1449 nucleotides long. RefSeq lists its product as uncharacterized. The transcript is spliced from 5 exons. Gene Ontology annotation, biological process: regulation of DNA-templated transcription. Lineage: Eukaryota; Fungi; Ascomycota; Dothideomycetes; Dothideales; Saccotheciaceae. The record is from RefSeq and is a predicted model, not a curated record. Bases 1 to 1449 code for a protein of 482 amino acids. Gene Ontology annotation, molecular function: zinc ion binding; DNA-binding transcription factor activity, RNA polymerase II-specific.
AUGCAGUCUACUAGUGUAGAUGAUCAGCAUGAGUGUGACCUCUGCCACAAAACGUAUAGGCGACGAGAUCUACUAGUCCGACAUAGACGUCACUGCAAACCGAACAAGGUUACGUCGAAAAGGAAGGCCUGCAGCGCGUGUGUACAAGCUAGAUCAAAGUGUUGCCUGAGACAGCCGACUUGUUCUCGGUGUACUGCACGCAAUCUAGUUUGCGAAUAUGUGAUUCGCCGUUCCUCGGCAUCACAGAAUCCGGAUUUCAUGACUCUAGACUUGCAACAUAACAACGACAUUGAUGAGAAUGUCAUGAGAACCAACACAACCGUAUCACUGGAUGGCUUAGUUGCUACCACUUCAACGUCGAACCCAUCUUGGACAGCCCAAACCGCCAAUUGGACACCCAAUGAUAUGGAUAUCAUGCAGGAUGGGUCUUACCUAGCUUUUACGCCGUUCUCCACGGGACCUAUUGAUCAGCGGCCCAUCCAAAACAUCGUUGAUCAAGGGGCGUCAUCAGAGUGGUUGCAAUGGAAUGUUACGCUACCCGAUCCAACAGCGCCAAUAGCUGCACCAAUAACGCCUGCAAUAUCUCUUGGUAGUCGAGAAGCCUUCAGAGCAAUCGACGAAUCUCCUUGUGUUCUACAAAUCGACAAAGUGAUACGAAUGCUGCGCAAUUACCCGGCAUUACUAGCUUCCAUUGAUUAUCAUACUCCUCUUUUACAUCAUGAACUUUAUAACAUGUCUAAUCCAGAGAUCACGGCAUUGCCAAAAACAACAACACGUCAGCGUCUCAUCGAAGGAUUCCCGAAAACUUCUUGCCUUGAAGAAUGGGAUUCUCUUCAUGCCAUGUGGCUCUAUGAGAUGAUGGAAGUACCUGACCACUCAGACAUGACCAACGAUGAUUGGAAACUGGGUCCGCGGACGAGAGGUCUAAACUUGCCUGUCGUGCUAAAAAUGACCCGCCGGUUCUACCAAUCACACCCGGAAGCCACAGAUCCAUCAGCGGCACUGAGCAAUGACUCACUUACUCGAUACGGGACAGUUUCAUCAGCAUGGGUGACAUGGCUAGUUGGAGAGACUGCGCGCAGAACAGUCUUCCUCGCACACAUUGUCAAUCAUUUUGCCAGCAAGGACCUUGAAACUGGUGAAGCCUCGCCGUACUACGAACCGCUGAAUGAUGAGAUGGAAUGGAACAUGCCUCUGCCUUGUUCGUCCGCUGCCUGGGAAGCGAAAACAGAGCAAGAGUGGCUUGGUGUAGUGCAUUCCCAGCAUCAAGUAGACGACCAAGCAGUCUCGCUCUCGUCAACUUUUGCCCUUGAGCCAACGAUCAAGUCGCUUCUCACAAAGCUCACGCCAGAGCAAUUGAGGUUGGAAUAUGCCGGCAACCUCGGACUCGACAACUCGGACUCUCUACGCAACUUGGUCGUACACUGUGCUUUAGCGCAAAAGUUCUGA